Messenger RNA from Manis pentadactyla (Chinese pangolin), 3065 nucleotides. RefSeq names its product ladybird homeobox 1 (gene LBX1). Gene Ontology annotation, biological process: regulation of DNA-templated transcription. The coding region runs from base 1188 to 2033 and encodes 281 amino acids. Lineage: Eukaryota; Metazoa; Chordata; Mammalia; Pholidota; Manidae. The transcript has 2 exons. The record is from RefSeq and is a predicted model, not a curated record. Gene Ontology annotation, molecular function: DNA-binding transcription factor activity, RNA polymerase II-specific; DNA binding.
CCCAGGGUUGCAGAGCCCGUUCAGACCUCCAGCGGGCCAGCCUGGGGGCUGCAGACUCCCUCUCCCCAGGCGUGUGGCCGAGGGCUAGGGGUGAGGAACAAGAGGGUCUAGAGGUAGGGGCGAUGGGUCCUUGAUCUCAGUUGGACGAAGUCCUCACGGAGGCGGCGGGGCCCACCCGUGCUCCUGGUCUUACCUGGCCCGCGCGGAGGCCGCGUCCCUCCCUGGCUAGGCUCUCGCCGCCCUUCGUGGGCGCUAAAUCCCGGGUCGGAGAGCCUGAGACCUCUGGGCCAGCGCUGCCAUCACAGUCAGGCCGGCGGGAGGCGGGUGUGCCGGGAGCGCGGCUCGCAGUUUGGGGUGGGGGCGGCAGCUUUUCAGUAGCCGGAGGUUCGGGUGCAAUAAAGGCGCCGCUAAUGUAAUUUACAAACAGCUCGGGCCGAGCGCGGCGCAGCGCCCGGACUGACAGGCGUAUUAGGCAGGCUAAUUCCAGCCGGCUCCUCCUACCCCUGGCCCGCUAAUUAAUGAGCUUCCCAACUUAGAGCCGCCUGCAUUGGACAGAGAGUGAAAGAGAGGGCGAGGGAGAGAAGGAGAGAGACGGGGGGAGCCGAGAAGAGAGAGGUGAAAGGGAGGGAGGGAGAGAGAACAGGAGGCGAGGGAACAGAGGGAAAGAAGAGCGGAGAAAGGGAGAAAGGAGAGAGAAAGAGAGAGAGAGAAGUGCCGCUGCAGAUAAUUGAUUACUCCUCGAUCAAGGCUAACUUGUUAGCAAUAGUCAAUUGCCCCAUCUCUCCGCCUCCCCUCGCAGUACGGGAUCGGCGCCCUCUCCUCGGUUCUUCCAACUGCCGCCGCCAGGACCCGGGGCCAGGAGCCGCCUCGGAGCCACCUGACACCUUUAAAUAGCACCGGGGCUGGCGAAACUGGAGCCCCGCGCGGUGCGCCCCGGCUCGGGCCCCGGAUUGCUGGAAGCCCCGGCGGUGGCGCCCGCGUCAGCGCCCUCCUCCUGGGGCCCCGUGCGGCUCUGCUUCCCUCUGCCGCUGCGCUAAUCGGCCCCGCGUCCGGCCCGCGCCCUGCCCGGCGCGGCCUCCUUCUCGCCUGCUGCUGCCGCCCGCCCGCUCCGACCGGUGCCCGAGCUGCCCGCUGGCUGGGUCCCCGCGGCCCGAGCCGCCCCGGCCGGGCCCCCAAACGACGCCGAGAUGACUUCCAAGGAGGACGGCAAGGCGGUGCCGGGGGAGGAGCGGCGGCGCAGCCCGCUGGACCACCUGCCGCCUCCCGCCAACUCCAACAAGCCGCUGACGCCGUUCAGCAUCGAGGACAUCCUCAACAAGCCGUCUGUGCGGAGAAGUUACUCGCUGUGCGGGGCGGCGCACCUGCUGGCGGCCGCAGACAAGCACGCGCCGGGCGGCUUGCCCCUGGCGGGCCGAGCGCUGCUCUCACAGACCUCGCCUCUGUGCGCGCUGGAAGAGCUCGCCAGCAAGACCUUUAAGGGGCUGGAGGUCAGCGUCCUGCAGGCAGCAGAAGGCCGCGACGGGAUGACCAUUUUUGGGCAGCGGCAGACCCCCAAGAAGAGGCGAAAGUCGCGCACGGCCUUCACCAACCACCAGAUCUACGAGUUGGAGAAGCGCUUCCUCUACCAGAAGUACCUGUCUCCUGCCGAUCGCGACCAAAUCGCGCAGCAGCUGGGCCUCACCAACGCUCAGGUUAUCACCUGGUUCCAGAAUCGGCGAGCCAAGCUCAAGCGGGACCUGGAGGAGAUGAAGGCUGAUGUGGAGUCCGCCAAGAAACUGGGCCCCAGCGGGCAGAUGGACAUCGUGGCGCUGGCCGAACUCGAGCAGAACUCGGAGGCCGCAGGAGGCGGUGGAGGCGGCUGCGGGAGGGUCAAGUCGAGGCCUGGCUCCCCGGUGCUCCCUCCAGGCGCCCCGCAGGCCCCGGGCGCCGGGCCCCUGCAGCUCUCGCCCGCCUCCCCGCUUACGGACCAGCCGGCCAGCAGCCAGGACUGCUCAGAGGACGAGGAAGAUGAAGAGAUUGACGUGGACGAUUGAACUGCGCCCGGGAUCUUCCGCUGUCCCGGGCCCCCAGCGCCCAUACACCCGCCGCCUCCCGGACCGCCGAGGGGAGCUGGGACCUCCUCUGCAACUCCCGUCUUCUCCUAUGUUCCGGGCCUGAACUUGGCCCCUGCGGCAGCCGCCUCUUCCCUCUUGAAGCAAUAAACCAGGGCUGGCCGGCCGGGCCGGCCACCUUGCGCGGCCUCCGCCACCCUGGGAGCCCUCGCCAUGAAAUUCUGUAUGGCUACUGUAUAAAUAUUUAAACCUAUAUAGCGGGUUCUUCCCAUCUCAGCCUGACUUUUUCCUUUCUUUUAUUUUUUUAAAAUCUCGGCGAUUUCCAUGUUUCAAAACUCUCAGGCUACCGGGUUUGCUGAGGGAGAAGCAGAAUGGAGGGUAACGAACACUUAACUCCGCAGUCUGGAGGAGGGGGCCGCCGGACUGUUCUGAUUUUUCUCUGCAUGUGGCGAAUGCACUGGCCCUCUCCCUCUUCACCUUCCUAGGCCUAUUAUUUCCUUCUGCCUUUUUUACCCCGCGUGGGAGGGGCUGAGGGGGGCAGCCGGGUCCUGACUUGCAAGUUUCAAAUCGAUCUUUUCCCCCCACUCAAGAGAAGUCUGUUUUCCAUGCCAUUUCUGCCUCCCAAAAUGCCCGCAAACGCUAUUUUUAAGAUUCCUCUUCACCCUCUCUCGGUGUCCUUGGAUUGACUGCUGGGAUCUGGGUCUUAGGGACAAAGCAGGGCAAUAUCCAACCAAUCAAGCAACGAAAAUGGAACCCAAAGUCCUAGAAUUAUUUUUUACUCUUUUUAGAAUUUUUUUGCAUGUGACAGAGACUGAGAGGAGGCCGACCUAAGCCCUCACCCCACCUCCGUAGUUCUGGGUCCGUCUUGCAGACUCAAAUGCCCUGAUCCUAGCUCGACUUGGCCAGACAAGGGCAGCGGGAGAAGGUUGGGUCCCGGGUGCCCCUUCCCUAUUCCUGCCUUGCCCUUUCCUCCCUGGACUGUACCCAAGGCCUCUUUCUUCGAUAAAUAAAGUC